AUGAAUACGAACCAACAAUACGAACGACCCCAAUCCUCCAGCGGCUCCGCCGUAGGAAGUGCAUCCUCAACGGGGGCCCCCGGCCUCCCCACCGGCCUCCGAGACACACGAUCCCAAUACAACUCGACAAAAGGCGUCAAUCCCUCCACAGGAGCCACCUACUCGAAAUCUUCAGGCGGGGGACCAACGCAAACGCGGCAGCGCCCGCUCUCGCCCUCGCCGUCGAGAAGUGACGACCGCAUUGUCACAGACGAGCCGCUCCCGUACACGGCUAGUACGGCGCAGCGGGCCGAAAUCCAGGACCAUUCGGCAUCGGGAUCACGGCCAGCCCGGGCUGGCGAUAAGGUUGGGAAGGGUGUUGUCGGUGUUGCUGCUACGAUUCAUGGGGCUGGAGAGUCAUUGCGUGGGGCCAUAAAUACGGCUAUCGACCGAACUUUGGGAUCUGAGGAGAGGGCGGAGCGGAGUCAGGAAAUUGCUGAUAAAGGGGCAGAGGAGAUUCGAACGAAGAGGUUUGUUAAAUAG
This is a messenger RNA of Penicillium soppii, 522 nucleotides long. RefSeq names its product protein dprC (gene dprC). Lineage: Eukaryota; Fungi; Ascomycota; Eurotiomycetes; Eurotiales; Aspergillaceae. The record is from RefSeq and is a predicted model, not a curated record. The coding region runs from base 1 to 522 and encodes 173 amino acids. The transcript is spliced from 2 exons.